Miscanthus lutarioriparius is the source of this 1029-nucleotide messenger RNA. NCBI's taxonomy places the organism in Eukaryota, Viridiplantae, Streptophyta, Magnoliopsida, Poales, Poaceae. The record is from the annotation of a GenBank genome assembly.
AUGGUGUUCUCCUCACUCCCGAUCUUCCUAGACCCUCCCAGUUGGGGCCAGAUGCAGAUGCAGCAGCAGCAGCCACCACUCCAGUGUCUCCUCGGUGGCGGCGGUGGCAGCGACCACCACCACCUCAUGCCUCCGCCGUCCGGCCUGGCGCCGCUUCCUGGAGGUCCCGCUGACACAGCGGCGAGCGCUCCGGCGGGAGGCGGCUCGUCCACCUCGGUGCAGACCGUGGCGGGAGCGGGGGAGGGGGCGGCGCAGCCUCGCCCCGUCGUGUCGAUGGCGGAGCGCGCACGGCUCGCGCGCGUGCCGCUCCCGGAGCCCGGCACGCUCCGCUGCCCGCGCUGCGACUCCACCAACACCAAGUUCUGCUACUUCAACAACUACUCGCUCUCGCAGCCGCGCCACUUCUGCAAGGCGUGCCGCCGCUACUGGACCCGCGGCGGCGCGCUCCGCAGCGUGCCCGUCGGCGGCGGGUGCAGGCGCAACACCAAGCGCUCCAGCAAGAAGUCGUCCCGCGGCGGCCAGGGCGGCGGCGCGGGCGCCACGGCGGCCACCUCGUCGUCCUCCACCACCUCCACCUCCACCACGGCCACCACCACCACCGCCACCACCACGAGCGCGGCCAUGGCGGCGGCCGAGGCCAUCGCCAGCAUGCAAGCGCAGCUGCCCCACCUCGGCCUCCCGCCCGCAGCGGCUGCCGCCGCGCUGGAGGCCUCGCUGGAGGGCUACCACCACUACCUCCCGCUCCAGAUGCAUCCGCAGUUCCUGCAGCAGGCUGGCCUGCACGGCUACCAUUUCGCCGACGACGGCACCGGCGUCCUCGCAGACGGGUUCCCGAGGGGCGUCGUCGCCUCGGGGCUGCUCGCGCAGCUCGCGGCGGUGAAGAUGGAGGAGCACAGCAGCAACGGCGGAGGUGCCGUCGCAGCGUACCAUGAGCAGUCGUACUGGCCCGGCAGCACCGGCGGUGGCAGUGGGUGGCCGGCGGAGUUCUUUUCGGGGUUCAGCUCGUCGUCGUCGGGGAAUGUGUUGUGA